UGUGGCUCUUAGGGUCUUUCCGAUUACACGAGGACAGCUUCAUGCCUCGCUGUUCACAUUCGCGAUAAUUUUCCCCUUUUUAUUUGUCCUUUGUGAGUAAAUUUUGAGAAAAUGGACACGACAACAAAUACAGAAAUGGACGCUCGCACAGAUGAACAAAAUGACACCGACUCCUUUAUUAAAGUGAAGUCUAAAAAGAGCCAAAAGCGGAAACACGAUCCAGCAGACAUGGACACGGACGGACCAGCAGCUAGCAAGAGGCCACAGUUUCCACCUAUUUCUGCAGAAAAUCUAAGGGGGGCGGAUCAGAUGCGUAAAGUGGCCGUCCCUGCCCAUAGGUACACCCCACUGAAGGACAAUUGGAUGAAAAUCUACUCCCCCAUCGUGGAAAACCUGCAUCUUCAAGUUAGAUUCAACCUCAAAACACGACACGUUGAAAUUAAAACUUGCAAAGAGACACAGGACAUCAGCGCACUCACAAAAGCAUCAGAUUUUGUUAAAGCUUUCGUUCUGGGAUUCCAGAUAGAAGAUGCGCUGGCCCUCAUCAGACUAGACGAGCUCUUUAUAGAAACCUUUGAUAUCACAGACGUGAAACCACUGAAAGGAGACCACUUGUCCAGAGCCAUUGGAAGGAUAGCAGGCAAAGGAGGAAAAACUAAAUUCACCAUCGAGAACGUCACAAAGACUCGCAUUGUAUUGGCAGAAACAAAAGUGCACAUAUUGGGCUCCUUUCAAAACAUUAAGAUGGCCCGAACCGCCAUAUGUAACCUCAUCCUCGGAAGUCCACCUUCGAAGGUCUACGGCAACAUCCGAGUGGUCGCUAGUCGAGCGGCUGAGAGAUUCUGAAGGGUGAUUGGUUGCUGUGUUUUAUUUAUCUCCAUCACGGGUGAUGAAUUGCGGACAUAACACCAGAUGAGGGAUGGAUGAUCAAUCUGUAUGAUUUCUGUGUACAGUAAAUUUGAUAAAUACAAAUCACAAGAGCGUUUUUGUUUCCUAAGUGCCUCCAAGUUCAGACAGAGCAUUGGCUUUUUCUAAAGACGUCAUUUCUGUGAAGGACUUUGAAUCAGGGGUGUUGAAACUUUUUCCAUAGGUGAAUAAGCGUAUUAUUUGUACAAACUUGGGACUAUUAAGAAACAAUAUCUACAGUAUCUCUACUGUACAGACUGAAAUGGAAACUGAAAGCAGGACAAUGCAAUAAACUGGAGAGCAGUGCAGCAUACAA
Doryrhamphus excisus (bluestripe pipefish) is the source of this 1222-nucleotide messenger RNA. RefSeq names its product partner of NOB1 homolog (gene pno1). Gene Ontology annotation, cellular component: nucleus. Lineage: Eukaryota; Metazoa; Chordata; Actinopteri; Syngnathiformes; Syngnathidae. The record is from RefSeq and is a predicted model, not a curated record. Gene Ontology annotation, molecular function: RNA binding.